Messenger RNA from Daucus carota subsp. sativus, 1448 nucleotides. RefSeq names its product acyl-CoA--sterol O-acyltransferase 1. Lineage: Eukaryota; Viridiplantae; Streptophyta; Magnoliopsida; Apiales; Apiaceae. The transcript has a single exon. The record is from RefSeq and is a predicted model, not a curated record. Bases 119 to 1282 code for a protein of 387 amino acids. Gene Ontology annotation, biological process: lipid metabolic process.
AACAACUCAUCUGGCAGAUCUUGCCCACCAUCUUUCUGAGGUUCGGGAGGGAGAGAGAGAGGGAGAGGGCGAGAGAGACCGAGACAGAGAGAAAGAGGGAGAGAGAUCCUGCAUCGAAAUGGAAGGAGAACUAAACACCUUUGUAAUGGUCUGGACAUCAGUCUUAGCAUGUCUCUGCUAUUCUCACACCAUAACCAAGGUUUUUCCCAAAGGUACCCUCAGAUUCUUAACUAUUUUCCCUGUUCUAUGCUUAUUUAUUUAUCUUCCUCUCUGUCUCAACUCCAUCAAUCUCGGAUGCAAUUCAACUUUCUUCAUUUCAUGGCUUACUAAUUUCAAGCUCCUCCUCUUUGCUUUUAGCACUGGCCCUUUAUAUUCUGACCCUCCUCUUUCUUUGACAAGAUUCAUCCUCUUGGCUUGUCUUCCCAUAAAGAUCAAGCACCCAAAUCAAGAAUCUAAAAAUCAACCAAAUAAAAAAUCUGAAAAUUACCCUUUUCUUGAAAUUGCUAAAAAUGGCCAAAAAUAUGAUUUAAAUGGAGAAUCUAAAGAGUACCAUGUUCAAGAAUUACCCAAAAAAGGCCAUAAGUCACUUUCUAAUUAUGCUAUCAAGUUUUUGUUAUUUUCUGCAUUGAUCAAAAUUUAUGAUUACAAAGAUAGUCUUCAUCCAUAUGUGUUGUGGUUGCUUUAUUGCUUCCACAUUUACUUUGUUCUGGAGUUACUAUUAGCCACGUUUGCCGCCAUUGCUCGAUCACUAAUGUCAUUAGAGCUCGAGCCACAAUUUGAUGAUCCUUAUCUCGCAACUUCACUUCAAGAUUUUUGGGGAAAAAGAUGGAACCUCAUGGUGUCCAACAUUUUGCGUCCUACAGUAUUUGUGCCUGUCCAUAAUAUUUCCACAAUUUUAAUCGGGAAGAAAUUGGCUGCAUUGCCUGCAGUGAUCGCCACAUUCUUUGUAUCAGGACUAAUGCACGAGCUGAUUUUUUAUAGCUAUCAAAGGCAGAAAACAAACUGGCAAGCAAUGGGUUUUUUUAUGUUACAUGGGGUGGCAUUGGCUGUGGAAAUCGGAAUUAAGAAGAUGGUGAAUGGGAAAUUCAGGGUACCUCGGAUGCUUUCGAGACCUUUGACAUUAACGUUUGUGAUUGUUACUAGCUUUUGGUUGUUCUUUCCGCCAUUCUUGAGAGGGAACAUAGCAGAAGUGAAGUCAUGUAAAGAAACUCUUGCUUUUGUUGAGUUUGUGAAGCAUGGUCGUUUGGUUGGUCCUGAUGAAUUUUCUUGUCCUUUCUUGUAAGGUUCAUUUUAGGUGUGUCUGAUUUGUACCAGAUGUAUAAGUUGACUUAGUUUGGUUCUUACAGAUUUGUUGGCAGAUUUAGACAGGUAUAGACUUUCAGCUACAGGCUCCAGGUGAUACUACCUGUGACCUGUGGUUCCCUUUUCUGGUUUUCCUUUCACUUUCU